UGCAAAAAUCAAAGGGAACGUUUUGAAGACAGCCCCCUAUCAGGAAAGCAAACCCCAUCAUCAUCAGCAAGCCGGACAUCAUGGAUUCACCCUGCUCAAGACCAGCCAAGCGCUGAUUAAGAAACAACGGAAAUAUUCUCGAACGGAAAUAACGAUGUACAAAGCGCGAAUACGAUAUGGCGAUUAUGAGUUUGACUUUAAAGAAAACCUGACUUUCCAAGAGGUUGGAUUUUUAGUUGUUGCUUGCCAAGACAUGAAGCACUUGAAGAUUAUCAUUCAGGCCAACGAAGGAACCAAAAUAAAAAACUCUCUUCUGCCUUCAUAUGAAGUGAGUAAGAUUCUUGGGGAUGCCGACCCCCCGAAAUUCAAAAUACCGAGAAGUGCAUCUGAGGACCAGAAACAAAUCUGCUUGAGACUUCGACGUAUUUUAAGCAAUAUAAAAAUCAAAGCCAAGAAAAGCGAGCCGGACGAAAAUGCUCAAGAAAUCCUCCAGAAAUAUGGGCAGCGAAUCCACAGAGCCAAGAUCCAAGGACCCUCCGAUAAAGAAAUGAGCAGCAGCAAGGAAGAGAAACAGGGAUGUCCCCCAAAGAAAUAUAAAUAUGCUGAGGGCCAGGAAAAGAGCAAUGUAGACCUUGAAAAUUUUGGGUUGUCUGGAUCUUUGAAAUCCACUAAUUCUGUCCUAAACCCUGUGCCAAUAAAUGCUGUCUCCAAUUUGCCCAAGACCGAGCACCCUGGAUUUAAAAAUCCAGGGGUGUACUGCUACCUGAUUUCGAGUGUACAGCUCCUCCUCUCUGCAUCCCCUUUCGUGAAAAUCUUUGAAGCUAUGACUUUUAGCAAGAUCCUCGACAUCAAAGAGCUGGAUGCUUUGAAACUGAUCGUCGACAGAGUGGCCCGGAGCAACUUUGCCAGCCAAAACGAUCUAGAUAAUGCUAUUCUGGAUCUUGGACAUUUAACUGUCUCGUUUGGAAUGGCUAAGGGCGAACAACAGGAUCCUGUUGAGAUAAUUACGCUGAUUCUCCCCCACUUGGCCUCCAAGCUGAAGAAAAUUGAUAAAAAUGCUGACCCAGUGACACCUUUCUUGAUGUCCACCAUUUCUCUCUGUAGAAUUUGCAAAAAUGUUUUUGGCAAUACUGAUCCAGGGAUAUUUUUGACGGUCGUACCAAAUGUCAAGUUGCUGAACAUUCAGGAGCUUAUUGAGCAUAGUUUGAGAGACGACAGGAGAUGCUGCUGUGCAGUGGAAACUUUGCAGAGCAAGUUCCUGGUGAUCCCGGACUGCCUUCUUGUGCAAGUGGCCAGAAAUAGAUAUGGAUCAAAUAUUCGGAGCAAGGAUCACGUGCAGAUCAGUAAGGAAAUCGCUCUACCUGUUUUUGGGGAGACACAUGGCUUUAAUGACGAGUAUGACAAGAACGCUGAGCAUCAAAUGCCAACUGAUGCACUGGCAAAUAUCAAGAAAUCCUACCAGCUAAAGGCGAUUAUUUUGCAUCAGGGCACCCAAUGUGAUCGUGGUCAUUACAUCUGCUACACCAUGAGCAAGCAAGAAAAGCAAUGGCUGCUCUGUGAUGAUAGCAAGAUCUCCGUGGUGAAGAACUUUGAUGAUGACAUUUUGAAUGCAGAUUCUACCAAAGAGGAUUGCUACGUGUUACUUUAUGAGGCUGUGGGACAUACCCCAGCUGCCAGGCAGCGUUGACGCGUCAACCCUAUUGAGGCCGCCCUGGCCCCCAAGCUUGAGCGCACACCUCCUGCUAGCUGCACAACCAAUUUCCUUUGAUGCCAGGCGCCCCCGUCGCACCCCUAACUUCUCUCAAUAUUAUCCUUAAAUAAAUGUCAAUUACUUUCUGUGUCUAGGCCUAUCAAAUCUUCUUUGCUUUAUUAAUUGAAACAAUCCACUACCUGAGAGCCAAUUAAUUUCCCAUUUAUCUCUCGCAGGUACUACGGAGUGAUAAAAUAGGCGUAGUUAUAUC
Molecule: messenger RNA, 1961 nt
Organism: Neocloeon triangulifer
Lineage: Eukaryota; Metazoa; Arthropoda; Insecta; Ephemeroptera; Baetidae
Exons: 11
Coding region: 155-1687 (510 amino acids)
Biological process (GO): protein deubiquitination
Cellular component (GO): nucleus; cytosol
Molecular function (GO): cysteine-type endopeptidase activity; cysteine-type deubiquitinase activity
Source: RefSeq, a predicted model, not a curated record